AAACGGCACGGCAGAUCUUCUGACACAUCGGUGAAUCAACAGGUGAUUGAACACACGGAGGCCAUGGGGUACUCUUUGGCUUCUUCAUACGUCACCCUCAGCCCCGACGUCGUUCACACGAGUGUGCGCAUGCUCGUUCAUAACUUCACGUUUCGGCGUGUGCGGCGAACAGCGUUAGAGGUGGGCGACGAAUUGGCAUUGUCAGGGGAGGGCGACGAGAAGGAGAAGGAGGUCAUUGAAACCCACGAGAACAUUCUCUCGAUGCGCGUCGGUCCACAGAAAAAAUCGCUCUAUGAGGAGCGUUCCCUGCCACCGAACAGCACUAAGGCAUCCGACAUAUGGAGAGCGCAUUAA
Messenger RNA from Trypanosoma cruzi, 354 nucleotides. Its product is annotated as potassium voltage-gated channel, putative. The transcript has a single exon. The record is from RefSeq and is a predicted model, not a curated record. The annotation marks the transcript as partial. NCBI's taxonomy places the organism in Eukaryota, Euglenozoa, Kinetoplastea, Trypanosomatida, Trypanosomatidae.